GCCAGAAAAAGUGCGCGAAAGGUGAUUUUCGGUAGCGUCCCCAAGCGGCAAACUAGCCAUUUUACGCGGUAGUGCAAACAAAACCGCAUAGUGUUCCCUCCAAGAAUCCACCAUCGCAGAAUAUUUACAUCGUCACAACGAGUAGUGCGUGCGAGACACAGCCAGCUGACGAUAGCGUAGGUAGUGUGCAUUGUUUACCUACUGCCUGAACGGUGCGCGCCGUGCUGGAACGUAAAUAUUUCUGAAGAGAGAUUUUCGAAAAAGUGUUAAAGUUUCGCGGUGAAAUUUUUAUUUGGCAAAUUGACUGCUCGGGUGCAUUUUGGAUUCUUGGAGGUUGAAAAGUGCGUGAGUGAACGGGAAUACGGCGCUACCGAAGAAGAAAAUGGCCGACGAGAGGAAAUUCAGUGAGUUGGAGCUGACGAAGCAGAAUAUUGUCGAUUCAAUGGCUUUGUUGGAAUAUUAUGCGAAGGAGUUCGACAAGGACAGUAAGUUUGCGGGCCAAGUAGAAGCGUGGGCGGAAAAGUUGGAGAAAUUUUACGACGAGUUUCACCGGACGGUGGUGAAAUUGGAGAUGUUUUCCACCGAUAAGGAGCCAAUCGACCUGAAAAAGGAACGGCAGUUGUUCGACGGUCGCUAUUAUGCUCUUCGGUCCUUCUACUUGGCCAAACUGGCGAAGAAAAUACGUUCUCCCCCUUCUGCCAACCCCGCACCAUCGAGACCAAUGAACAUCAGGCUUCCGGAGCUUAACCUACCCAAGUUUAGCGGUAAGUUGGAAGACUGGUGUGUUUUUCGCGAUUCGUUUGAAUCCGCUGUAGGUUCCCGGAGCGACAUCAGUGCGGUCGAGAAGAUGCACUAUCUGAAGGGCCUCGUUCAAGGGGAGGCAGCGCGCAUUCUCGACCCUAUCAAAAUAAGCGAGCAGGGCUACAAGGACGCUUGGCGAACGUUGCGGCUGCGUUUUGAGGACAACCGGCAGUUAAUCAAGUGUCACAUUCGGACGCUUUUCGACACUCCAGCGAUGCGCAAGGAAUCAGCUGAAGAUCUGCUUGCGCUGAUCGAUCGCUUCGAGCAGCAGAUAUCCGUUCUGAAGAGCUUGGGUGAACCAGCCGACCGAUGGAGCUCUAUCCUGGUUUACCAGCUAUCUAUACGCCUCGAUCCUUGUACGCUCCGGGAAUGGGAGAACCACUGUAGCAAACUCGAUGCUGACAACAUCGCUUCGGUUCUGGGAGGAACCGCCGGCACAUCAGAGGACACAAGCACUGGUGCGUCAACUUCAAUGCCAUCAUACGUGACGAUGGUAAACUUCCUCCAGAACUACGCUCGAGUUUUGCAAGCAGUUUCUUCAGCCACUUCGAACACCGCUCCUCCUCGCAGCAAGCCAAAUCCGACAUCCAAGCUAGCAGCUUUUCCAGUCGCAGCUACACAGCAAACUGCAGUAUCCAGUGCACCCUCUUCCAGCGCCAGCAAGCCGAAGCCGUGCGACAAGUGCGGUGAGAGUCAUUACCUGUACAGCUGUCCGGAAUUUCGGAAACUCAACCUUCGCCAACGGAUCGACCUGGUAAGACAGAAAAACCUUUGCAUUAACUGUUUGAGAUCGAGUUCCCAUUAUGCCCGGAACUGUUCUGGGUCAAGAUGCCGUACAUGUACCAAGAAGCACCACACGCUUCUUCAUACUGAGCCCUCUGACGACAAUCCCGCUUCUGGUCAAGCCACCGGAUCAACUUGCUGUGUUGCCCUCCAGCCGACUCUCACCGCAGCAUCUGCGCUGCAUGCUCCAAACUCACUGUCACCCCAGUCUGUUUCGCAAGCUCCCAUCCAGCAACCGUCUACCUCUACCUCAAUCGCAAACUUAUCCCACAUGCAUGCGCCUUCCAUGAGUUCUCAGACUGCCCUCGUAUCACAUACUGGUGAAGUGAUUCCUGGAACCGUUUUCCUUCCGACGGCGCUAGUGAAUAUCCGUAACGGUAGAGGUCGCAUCGUCACUGCUCGUUGCUUGCUGGACUGUGCUUCCCAACGCAACUUUGUUUCUGGGGCUCUUUGCGAACGACUGCAGCUUCCUCGCAUCCGAUUGCCGCAUGCUAUCCCGAUAAGCGGAAUCGGAAACACUACAACGCUGGUUGAAUACCAGGCCACGAUAACCAUCUUCUCUCGAGUCACUCCCUUCUCCGUACAAUGCUCCAUGCUCGUUCUGCCUUCCAUUACCGUCAAGCUGCCCCAGUCGACGGUAGAAGCCCGCCACUGGCCGAUUCCAAAGCACGUGGAGCUUGCAGAUCCAACAUUCGCUGUUACUGGCGACAUCGACAUGAUUCUGGGUGCCGCCCAUUUCUUCCAAAUUCUUCGAUACGGCAGGAUAUCGCUCGGGGAAGAGUUACCGCUUCUGCAGAACACAGAGUUCGGUUGGGUCGUCUCCGGAGAGUGUUUAUUGGAAAACCACGAUCACAGCGAUCCACGCAAGUGCCAGUUCAGUAAUCCCUGCACAAUCGAUGAAUUGGUCAACCGAUUCUGGCAGCUCGAAGAAGUCCACGAUGCAAAGGGAUGGUCUCCGUCGGAACGAUACUGUGAGGAACAUUUCUUGAAGAACACCACCCGCAACUCCGAAGGCCGCUACGUCGUCAAGCUUCCCAAGCGUGACGAGCUGCUUUGGCAGUUAAAGGACAACAAAUACAACGCCACCCGCCGCUUCUUCUCUCUAGAACGCUCACUCGGUGCGAGUCCCGAUAAGAAGGCGAUGUAUCAGCAGUUCAUCCACGAGUACGUGAGAUUGGGACAUAUGCGGGAGAUUGGCCCCGAUGAAAUCGACGCGCAACCGCAAUACUACCUUCCACACCACGCUGUGAUGAAACUCGACAGCACCACUACAAAGCUUCGUACCGUAUUCGACGCAUCAUGCCGCUCGAAGUCCGGUAUCUCGCUGAACGACGUCCUGCUUCCUGGUCCCACAAUCCAGGACACUCUCGUGACGAUUGUCCUCCGUUUUCGAAUCCACCAGUUCGUGAUAUCUGCGGACAUUGAAAAAAUGUACCGGCAGAUUUUGGUCCAUCCCACCGACCAACCGCUGCAGCGAAUUCUCUGGCGCGACGAACCCGAGGCUCCACUGAAGAGCUACCAGCUCCGCACCGUCACAUACGGCACAAGCAGUGCUCCAUUUUUGGCAACUAGGGUGCUGCAGAAGCUCGCCGAUGAUGAAGGGCAACAUUUUCCGCUGGCGGAACCCGCUGUCCGCCACGACUUCUACGUCGACAAUUUGCUGUCCGGUUCUGACGAGGCUGAAUCUCUCGCCGUUACCUGCAACCAGCUCAUUGCAAUGCUCGCUUGCGCAGGACUUCCUCUCCGACAAUGGUCUUCGAAUUGUCAAGCUAUUCUUGAUACCAUUCCGUUGGAGCUCCGAGAGACGAAAACACUACUCGAUUUGGACCACGAGUCCUCCGUAACUGCGCUUGGCCUCCGCUGGGAACCGUCGACCGAUUUUCUUUCGUUCAAGACACCGAAUUGGAAGGAAUGCACGGUUCUGAACAAACGAACGAUCCUCUCUCAGAUCAGCAGUCUUUUCGACCCCUUAGGUUUGAUUGGACCGACCAUUGCAAAGGCGAAAAUCAUGCUGCAGAGUCUUUGGAAGCUCCAUCUCGACUGGGACACACCCGUGGCUAACGGAUUCGCUCACGAAUGGCAGGAAUUUCACCAUAAGUUUUCAGCACUUGCCCACCUUCGAGUUUCUCGCCAUGUGUUACGUCCGGGUUACGACCGCUUGGAGAUUCACGGGUUCAGCGACGCUUCAGAGUCUGCAUAUGGUGCAUGCAUCUAUCUCCGGUCAAUACCUGCCGAGGGCCCUUGUACAGUUCGCUUGGUGAUUUCUAAGUCCAAGGUCGCUCCGAUGGGGACUCAAACCAUUCCACGCCUCGAGCUAUGCGCAGCUCAACUCCUGUCCAGACUUCUGAAACAAGUUCAGGACAGCAUCGACAUCACCGCAACCACAUAUCUGUGGACCGAUUCUUCCAUCGUCUUGAACUGGAUAUCCGCAACUCCAUCGACAUGGAAAACGUUCGUAGCCAACCGAGUGGCUGAAAUCCAAGAGCUGACGUCUCACGCCGUUUGGAAUCACGUCCCAUCCGAAGACAAUCCCGCUGAUCUCGUUUCUCGAGGAAUGGACCUCGAUGAACUCCUUGCCAGUGCACUGUGGUGGAACGGACCGCAGUGGCUGAAACUAAUAUUCGGUCCUUGGCCAGCGAAGUACGUCGUAGCGACCUCAAACUCAGACCAACCGGAGGUCCGACAGACUAUUGCCCUUCCGGUCGUGAGCGUAGAACCGUCAGAUAUCGUCGAUCGCUAUUCCAGUCUUCGUCAGCUACUUCGGAUCGGCACACUUCUUCGACGUUUCGCCGCUAAUUGUCUCCACCGUAAGAAUCACCAGCCUAUUCUUGUCGGCCCGUUGACGGCUCUUGACAUUGAUCGCACUCUGCUCAAUCUGGUCCGUCGCAUACAACAGCAGUACUUUGCCAACGAGAUACGCCAACUUGAAACCGUCGGAAAAGUAAACCGUAAAUCCAAGCUACGGUAUCUGCACCCGACACUCGUAGACGGCAUUAUUCGUGUCGGCGGCCGGCUUCACAAUGCAGCGAUACCUGUCGACGGAAGACACCCGAUCGUCCUCCCCAAACAUCGUCUCACCGACAUGAUCGCCACGAGAGAACACCAUAAGACGCUCCAUGCCGGUCCCAGCUUACUACUAUCCUCGUUGCGCCAAAGAUUUUGGCCCCUCGGCGGACGGAACUUGGUUCGCAACAUUGUUCACGGCUGCAUGGUAUGCGCACGUGCCAAACCCAAGCCGUUGCAGCAGCUGAUGGGGGAUCUGCCAUCUGUUCGGGUCAACCAGGCGUACCCGUUUCAGAAUGUUGGCGUUGACUUGGCUGGGCCAAUGUACGUGAGAACGUCACUCCGAAAUAAGAGAUCGCCAUUCUUCAAAGCCUACAUCACCGUAUACGUAUGUAUGGCUACCAAAGCCGUGCACUUGGACCUUGUGUCGGAUCUGACCACUAGCACAUUCAUUGCGAGCCUGCGAAGAUUUGUUGGCCGUAGAGGAAAGCCUGCGCAUAUCUACUGCGAUAACGCCACUAACUUUGUUGGAGCACAGCGAGAACUGGAAGAACUGCGGAAGCUUUUCCGAACUCAAGUUCACCAAGAUGCCGUAGCAAACGAAUGCGCAGACAACGGAAUACAGUUCCACUUCAUCCCACCUCGCUCUCCCACAUUCGGUGGAAUCUGGGAAGCCUGCGUGAAAUCCGUGAAGACCCUGCUUCGCAAAAUCCUCGGAAAUGCCCACCUAACCGAAUCCGAGCUGCAAACCGCAUUGAUUCAGGUCGAGUCAAUGCUAAACUCUCGCCCAAUCACGCCGUUGCCGGACAAUCCAUCCGAUGAGCUUGCUCUGACUCCAGGACAUUUCCUGAUUGGUCGUCCGUUGAAUGCGGUACCUGAUCCAGAUUGCCGUGAAGUUCCUGAAUCCAGGUUGUCUCGAUGGGAACGAGUACAACAGCUAACUCAGCACUUCUGGAGUCGUUGGCACAAGGAGUAUCUCGCCACCCUGCAAAGUCGCUACCGCUGGACAGAAGCCAUGGACAAUCUAGCCGUUGGUUCCAUCGUCGCUCUCAAAGAUGAGAGAGCACCGCCGUUGAAAUGGCCCCUGGGACGCGUGCUCAGCGUUCAUCCCGGCCCUGACGGGCUUGUUCGUGUCGCCACCGUGAAGUCGACCUUCGGCAUCGUUCAACGCGCCAUCCCGAAGCUCUGCUUACUUCCAGUUGAAGUAGCGCCACCCAUCGUAGCACAGAGUCCCGCACCAACUAGCAGCCCUACGUCAGCAACGCCAAAUGAAGGCCCUUGCUCAGGGAACCGAGCCGCCGGACGAGAUCCCGGCCCUUGCUCAGGGAACAGAGCCGCCGGACGAGAUCCCGGCCCUUGCUCAGGGUACAGAGCCGCCGGACGAGCUCCCGGCCCCUACUCGGGGAAAUGAGUCGCCAGACGAGAUCCUGGCCCAAGCUCGGGGGUAUCGAGCGGUUCGUGGUUCACCUGUAAAGAACCAAGCCUCGCCGUGUGGGUUCCUAGAACCCCCGGCUGGGACUUGACUCGAGUUAAGUACCCCAUCCUAAUUUGUUAAACCAACAGUUCGCGUACAGAUGUUCCUCCUUUACAGCACACCACUCCUGGACAGUAUCCUGCAGUCGGACCCGACGCACCUCGAAAAAUCAUCCUGGAAGCUGUAAGGAGGCCUGUACCGAGAAGACGAAUCCAGGUCUUCAUAUCCCGUUGAACGUCAGUCAUCGCAAGAAGCUCGAACUUCCGCCGCUAAUGCCCGUUGAAUUCCUUAAAAUUUCAUUGGCGGCCGGAAUGUUCAAUACUCACCUCUAAUUCUCCAAUACGAACCUGAAAUGAAAAUGAAAUUUUAUGUUUUGUAUAUACUUGUAAAUACUUACCUAGAUUUAAGAAUAAGUGAACUAAACUAACCCUAGAAACAAAUGCAAUGUUAAGAUACUUACCAUAAGAUUCACACUUCAAACCCAUUGUGCGAGCAUAAAGCAGAAAUGGAUUCUGCAUCGCGAAAACCGCUGUCAAUCAGCUGUACCAUAAAACAGACGACGAAUGUAAACAAACAACAUAGAAUAAAAACAGAUAGUAAAACGCAAUCGUUGGUGUCGGUCGCAGAAAAACAGUUUUUCGAGUUUUCAUUUUCGCGAUAUCCAAAGUUCCCUACAAACCCGUUCAUUUCGCGCGCGACAGCUGAAAGUGCAGUGGAUGCAGAAAAAGUCCUGAUUCAGCAGAAGACAUCGACAUCAUGAGGGUGAGAAUAGGGUAGAGUAUAAACUGACAAGAAGAAGAGAAUGGAGAAUGGCGCUUGUUCUAUCCAUAACACUAGUACUGACUGCUCAAUACUUGGCGAUAUUAUGGACAACGGCACAGGUGCAUGAACCACGAGCUGUACUAAGUGUAUAAGUAUCAUGACAUCGAACGGCUGAUAAAGCACUGUAGAUUAUAGAAGGCUGGACAUUUAGCGCGAAUGCCGAAAGUGAGACCAAUUGCUCAGUUGAGUACUUAGAAGAGGUCGUCGACUUUGGGUAAACCCUACACAGGCUGGCUGUGUACAAUCGAUGAAGAUGGCGUGUGCUCGAGGAAACGGACGAAUAGCAACCUAAGAUCACAUAGCCUGGACAUCUAAAAUUUAUGAUUCGAACUACUCGGAUUAUUCGCUCAUGAUGAUGAUUUGCUCUAUUUCUCGUUACAUCCGACAUCCUGAAAGGAAGCAUCUUUUCUUAAACGACAAUGUGAAGUUUUUUCGAUGGAUACAGGACUUAUCUGAAAUUUUUUUCAACCACCUAAUGGCAGAGUUUCACGUGCUAAUCAACAGAACUGCUAAGACUUCGCACAACAAAUUUACCGCUGUAACGUAGUUUUUUGAGGAGGUUGUUAAGUCGAACUACUAUUACAAUUUGAAAUCUAAUCUAAACCAGUAAAAUAGGAUGUU
Molecule: messenger RNA, 7504 nt
Organism: Topomyia yanbarensis
Lineage: Eukaryota; Metazoa; Arthropoda; Insecta; Diptera; Culicidae
Exons: 2
Coding region: 383-5998 (1871 amino acids)
Biological process (GO): DNA integration
Molecular function (GO): nucleic acid binding
Source: RefSeq, a predicted model, not a curated record